CCGCUCUGCUCAGGGCUGUGCGCAGAGCUGGGGAUUAUUAUUUUAAUCAGAGCCUGUAUGGGAAUUGCUCGCAUAUAGAUUAUGGGAGCAGGGCACAGGCAGCCCCGGGCACCGACUCGCAAGCAAUCUCAAUAUCUCAGCGGAGCAGGGAUUAACAGGAGCGUGGGGUGUGCGUAUGUGUGCACCCACCCCAUCCCUUGUCUCCCUUCCAGUCCUUUGACCCCUGGUUGAGUUUUUUGGCUCAUGAGCUCACAUCUCCCCCAUGCCCACUUUCUGCACCUCCCGUCCCACCUCAGCAAGUGGCUUUGGGUGCCCAUUGUGCCCCUCCAUCAAGGCCCAGGCAAUGGGUUAUCUCCACCGGCUCCAGGUCCACGGCACCCUUGGGUGCUGCACAAGAAGUUCUUCCCACCCCGGUGGUGGUGCCUUCCCCUCCUAAUGCCAUAAUCCAGCCCUGAUCCCCGGUCCCGCUGACCUUGCAGGCGCUGGACCCGGUGCUGGGCACGGCGGGGCGCGGGCACCACAUCCACCCACCCAUGGCUGCCUUCUUCACGGCCGCCCUGAGGAACCUGCGGGGGGGUGAGGAGGAGCCCAAGGCACCCCCCAAGGACGGCAAGGCGGCCGCCCUGCCCCACGGCAUGUCCCGCGAGGAGUUCGAGGAGUACCAGCGGCAGCUGCUGGAGGAGAAGAUCGAGCGGGACAAAGCCUUUGCACACAAGAAGGCAGAGCGGGCGACUGUGCGCAUGCACCUGCGGGACAAGUAUCACCUGGCCCAGGAUGAGCGGGACGAUGCUCAGCUGCACGUGGCGGGCGGUGCGGUGGAGCUGCCGCAGGAGCUGGCCGCCAUGGUGCGCAGCGAGGAGGAGGAGGAGGAGGAAGAGGAGGGCACCUUCGCCUUCCUGACCAAGCUGCGGGACGUGGAUCUGGUGGCGCUGCGGGGCCGUGCACUGGGCACUGUGGAUGAAGUGAAGGAGAAAUGCUCCCUGAUGUAGUGCUGGGCAGCACCGGCAGGGUCGGACCCCUGGGAGUGGGUGGGUUGUGGGCGGUGUGGGUGCAGUGUGCCAGGCUGGGGGGCCCUAUGCCUGUGAUGGGGGUCGGUUGUCCUCCCUUAAGCCAUUCCCUGGGGUUUCUGGGGGCUGUGGGCAGAGACUCUGGGGUCCUUUCCACCCAAUCCCAUCCCCAUAGCAUCCCCUGGUGCCACCCCCAGUCCACCCAGGCAGCGGUCCCAGCACUCCCACCCCCACCCCUGGGAUCUCCUGAGCUGUUCGGGUGAAUAAAAGUGUCAUUUUGUGA
Gallus gallus (chicken) is the source of this 1290-nucleotide messenger RNA. Its product is annotated as complexin-3-like. Gene Ontology annotation, molecular function: syntaxin binding. The record is from RefSeq and is a predicted model, not a curated record. Lineage: Eukaryota; Metazoa; Chordata; Aves; Galliformes; Phasianidae. Gene Ontology annotation, cellular component: SNARE complex; terminal bouton. Gene Ontology annotation, biological process: regulation of neurotransmitter secretion; neurotransmitter transport; synaptic vesicle exocytosis. The coding region runs from base 534 to 989 and encodes 151 amino acids. The transcript has 3 exons.